This is a messenger RNA of Colletotrichum costaricense, 1476 nucleotides long. RefSeq lists its product as uncharacterized. The record is from RefSeq and is a predicted model, not a curated record. Gene Ontology annotation, biological process: DNA-templated transcription; regulation of DNA-templated transcription. The coding region runs from base 1 to 1476 and encodes 491 amino acids. Gene Ontology annotation, molecular function: DNA-binding transcription factor activity, RNA polymerase II-specific; zinc ion binding; DNA binding. The transcript has 2 exons. NCBI's taxonomy places the organism in Eukaryota, Fungi, Ascomycota, Sordariomycetes, Glomerellales, Glomerellaceae.
AUGUCCCAAGAAGCCAACACACGGUACUCUAAGAGGCUACCCAAGGUUCGACAGGCUUGUGAUCCAUGUCACUCGCGCAAAAUCCGCUGCGAUGGGCGCUGGCCCUGCGCAAACUGCCAGGAGACAAUAUUGGAGUGCACCUAUGUGGCGGUUCCGAAGAAGACAGGGCCGAAAGGUCCCCGCCAUGCACGGAAAUUUAUCCAACGGCAACAGAUCAAUCCACAACAGUCUACGUCCUUUGCCGUGAACCCAGAUGCAAGAGAAACCGGAUACGAGUCCCAGACGAGCAGAUCACCACAUGCAGUCACGCCACCAUCACCGACUCAGAAUGUGACUCCGCGGGACCCCGGCUUUCAGGCCUCGCCCCUAGUAUCGACUGAUAUCAUACAGUGGUGUCUCGACGCCUUCUUCAGACACAAAUACCCACUUACACCCAUCUUACAUCGACAACAAGUCGAAGAAUGCAUACGCGAUCUCUCAAUCUCACCCGAGAAAUACGGGCUUAUGACAGCUUGCUCAGCCGUCAUAUCCCUCUCGCCCGAGAUCCUACAGCCACCAGACCCGCCCUCAAAUACGUCGACCGAAGUGCCUGCGCCUAUUCUUCCAACAACCGAGUUUCUCAUCUCAGAGACUCUUCGAGCUAGACGUCAAUGCGAUCUCGCCGAGCAUCAGUCCUUACUUCAUGCGCAAACCUCCUUCUUCCUAUUCUCGGCCUUCUUCUGCAUGGACAACGAUAAUGCUGCAUGGUACUAUCUCCGAGAGUCAAUCACCAUUUUACAGACGCUACGCCUACAUGAAGAAGCCACGUACAGCGACAUUAAUGAUCCGGUCCUGGCGACGUAUGCUCGACACAUGUUUUGGGUUCUGUUCAUCACGGAAAGAGCAUAUGCGCUGCAGAGACACAGGCCGCUGACACUGCAGAGCACCUUGGGCCUACCCAUUGUUGACCCUCUAAGCUCAGAUGCCGCAAUCUUACCUGGGUUCCUUGAUCUCAUCUCUCUUUUCCGGCACUUCGAUACCGACUUUAUAGCAACCUGGAAUUCGUCCACGCCAUCCACAACAUCGUCUUCGGAAGCAACAGACCCAGAACAUCUCUCGAAACUACAAACCGUCCUGAAGUACGCGAUCCCAAGUGUCUCAAACUAUUCCGAGAUGCAGCAGGCCGACCUCUUGAUCUCACGGCAAUGGCUCAAGGUCAUUGUGUGGAAGCUAUGCGUAUCCAAGACGCUGUUAUCUAUCACGGAUAGUGAGGAUAGCAUGUCGCUGAGCUACCCUACCGCCGUGGCCCGCGACGUCGUACUGAUUUCGCGGCUGCUGCCAACUAAAGCAUUUGAAGCCAACGGUGUCGGCAUACUAGAGAAGGUUUUCGAUGUAGGAUGCUCACUGGCAGAUCUGAUAUCGCUCGGCCCAGCCACGAAUCAGUGGUCCGCUAUGCAUGUCGGUCCGAUUGACAUCUUGAUGGAGAUUUCCUACUAA